AUGCGCCUCUCCACUCUUCUCCGGCGAGCCCCCCAGACCUCGUCGUCUCCCCUCGAAGCUCCGGCGGAAUCCCGCCGCCGAUCUCCCCGAUGGGACCUUCUCUCCAGCCGGCUGUUCACCGCCGAUCACCUCCGCCAGCUCCUGUCGGCGGCCGUCGUCGGCGGCCUGCUCUGCCCCGACGCUUCUUCCCUUCCCGCCGGCGGCUGGCCGGUCCGAAACACUGGUCUCUCGAUCCUGAACUCGAUGAUGAAGACGGUUGCCGGCGGCCAGUCGCCGGAGCACGCCGUCGCGCUGUACGACGCCAUGAGGAGGGUGGCCGUCGGCCCCGACGACUACACCUUCACGUUCGCCCUCAAGGCCGCCGCUCGGCUGGGAAUCCCCCGUCGAGGUGAGGCGCUCCACUCCCUCAGCCUGAAGCUAGGGUUUGGGACCAACGCCUUCGUGCAGAACUCCCUUAUUCACAUGUAUUUUGCCUGUUUUGCGGCGGCGAUGGCGCGUCAGGUUUUCGAUUCGAUCCCGCAUUCGGUCCGAGAUGUGAUUUCCUGGAACAGCGUGAUCUCCGGCUACGUGCAGAACGGCCAUUACAGAGAGGCCCUCCAUCUGUUCGGUGAAAUGGCCGGCAGCUCCGUGGCACCGGACGCGACCACAUUCGUGAACGCUCUGAACGCUUGCGGGAGAAGCGGGUCGGCCUUGACCGGACGACGGAUUCACGCGGUGGCCAUAGCCAGCGGCUUUGAUUUGGAUUUCUUCCUCGGUUCCUCUCUCAUUGAUAUGUACGCCAAGUGCGGGCGCACGACCGAUGCUCGGGCGCUGUUCGACACAAUGCCGCAGAGAAACACUGUCUGCUGGACCUCCAUGAUUUCAGGGUAUGCCCACGCCGGCCAGUUCAAGGCAUCGGUGGAGCUCUUCUGGGAGAUGGAGACAGCCAGAGUGAAGCCGGACGAAGCAGUCGUAUCAUCUGUAAUUUCUGCCUGCGGCCAACUGGGUGCUCUCUACCAUGGGAGAUGGGUUCAUGCCUUCUGCGGCACCAGUGGCGUGGGGGAGCGUCUCAAGGUGAAGAACGCUCUGAUCGACAUGUAUUCAAAGUGCGGGGACGUGGAAAGAGCUCUGCAGAUUUUCCAGGAUAUGCUUCGUCCGGAUGUGUUCUCGUGGACGGCAAUAAUCGGUGGGCUCGCCAUGAACGGGCACUCCACCAUGGCCCUGGAUAUGUUCUCACAGAUGGAGAUUUCAGGUGAGGUUGCGCCCAAUGGGAUCACAUUUCUCGCAGUUCUAUCAGCCUGCAGCCAUGGGGGCUUCGUGGAGAGGGGAUUCCACUACUUCAACAAGAUGAUCAGUGUUCAUAAGAUUUCUCCCACAAUUCGGCACUACGGCUGCCUGGUCGAUCUUCUCGGCCGGGGAAAGCUCCUUCGGGAGAUGGAGUCCUUCAUAAGGAAGAUGCCGAUCCGGCCCGACGUGGUCAUUUGGCGGUCACUGCUCUUCGCCUGUAGGAACUGCGGGAACGUAGAGCUGGCAGAGGCGGCUCUUCAGAGGGUCUUAGAAUUGGAGCAUCAGAAAGAGCAUGGAGCUCACGUCAUGCUCUCCAAUGUGUAUGCCACAGCAGAGAGGUGGAAGGAGGUGAACUUGGUGCGGAAAGACAUGGGAAACUUAGGGAUCAUCAAGAAACCAGGCUGCUCUUCCAUUGAGAUCAAUGGAACCGUUCACGAAUUUCUUGUUUCGGAGUCCUCCCACCAUCAUAUGGAUCUGAUCCAUGAGACCCUUCUGGGCUUGAAUGAGCUGAUCUGCUCCGAGGGGCAUAUUUGUGUCCCCACAGCUUGA
Molecule: messenger RNA, 1815 nt
Organism: Spirodela intermedia
Lineage: Eukaryota; Viridiplantae; Streptophyta; Magnoliopsida; Alismatales; Araceae
Source: the annotation of a GenBank genome assembly